Botrytis deweyae is the source of this 4587-nucleotide messenger RNA. RefSeq lists its product as uncharacterized. The coding region runs from base 1 to 4587 and encodes 1528 amino acids. Gene Ontology annotation, molecular function: ATP binding; ATP hydrolysis activity; ABC-type peptide transporter activity. The record is from RefSeq and is a predicted model, not a curated record. Gene Ontology annotation, biological process: transmembrane transport. The transcript has 6 exons. NCBI's taxonomy places the organism in Eukaryota, Fungi, Ascomycota, Leotiomycetes, Helotiales, Sclerotiniaceae. Gene Ontology annotation, cellular component: fungal-type vacuole; membrane.
AUGGCUGGUCAAUUCGUUUUGCUGCCUGACCAGAUGGCUGCACUUAACGGUCAAGGAGGCCGCAGCCACAACUUUGAAUUCGACUUGAACAACAAGAGCUCUUCAUGUAGUCGAAUUUGGGACCCUGUGAAUGCAAGAUUUGAAGCUUGCUUCAUACCAUUCAUAGCCGGUAUUCCAGCAGCCAUCAGCGCCUUAAUUAUCCUUGGAUUUCUCACACAAUUGAUACCAAUCCCGCGUUUAUUGCCAUCAUGGCUUCAUCCAUUCAUAAAAGAGCCAGAGGAUAAAUCUGGAGAGUUUGAAAGCAGGCGCCAACGGCACGUGUUCACACCCAUGACAAAAUAUUUGUUGGCUGUCUCAAUUUCCGGUACAUUAUCACAGUUAUCAUCAAUAUUUUAUCAUAAUUUCUACCAAAAUCAAAACUUUCAUAUGAUGGUGAUGAUAUUUCCCACAAUAGCAUGGACAGUUGUAUGUCUCCUCAUUGCUAUCACUCAACCUGCGAAAACACCAAAAUCUUUGCUUUUUCUCUACAUCAGCAUUUUUGGUUCACAGUACUUCGUUCUGCUUGAUAGAUACUCGAAUAUGAACAUGCAGGACGGAUCCUUGGUUCUUUCUUGGUUGGCUUCAAUUGCAGCGAUCAUCAUCAUUCUGCAAAUGCCCAUGCGUGAUCCAUUCCUAGGUCAUGAUCGAAUUAGUCCAGCAUUUAGUCCACCGAGCGAGUCGCUUCGAAGUCCAGAGGACAAUCUUACUCUAUGGCAAUUCAUGAGUGUUUCUUGGAUGUCACCUCUCAUGUCGAUAGGGAAAGCUCAACAGUUGAAUGAAGACAAUGUCUGGAGCCUUGGCUACGAAUUUCAACAUAGAGUACUACAUGAGAAAUUUAGAGAUACAAAUGGCUCAGUGCUAAAAAGACUUAUAGAUGUCACAGGGAUUGAUCUUGUUAUACUUGGUUGUUUGGGAAUUUAUAAAUCGAUUGCAGAUAUUGCUUCACCUUUGCUACUCCAAAAAAUACUCGCAAGUAUGGAAAAUCAACUAGCGCCAAAGCAAGCCACAUUGACUUACUCUCUGAUUGCCCUUGUCAUCCGCCUAAUGUCUGCUCAAUGCGAUGUUUUUUCAACCUGGUAUGGUAGACGUUCUUAUGAGAGAUCUCGAGGAGUACUCAUUACAAUGCUUUUCGAGAAAUCGUUGUCAAGAAAAACUAUUAGCGUCAGUACAAAGCCUAAGGAAAACGAGCUGGCCAAUGGGCAAACCAACGGGCAAAACAAUGGAAGCAAUGGAGGCAAUGGAACCUCUGGAACCAAUGAUAUUCCCCUUCAUAAUUCAGCAAAAGAUACUAUACUUCCAUGGUGGAAGAAGGGCUUGAAAAUCAUUGCAAACCCCUUUACAUCAUGUUUUGGUUUGCGAUCCAAGGAACCCAAGAAGCCAAAAGAGCCAGCUACGAUGGGAAAGAUCCUGAAUUUGAUGAGGGGAGAUGCUUAUGAAGUUGCGCAACGAUUUUGGGACUUUGCCGAUUUCAUCACUCAACCACUUGGGUUGGUUCUUUCCAUUAUUGCUGUUUGGAAGCUUCUCGGGUGGCCCUGUUUUAUUGGGGUGAUAGCCGUAUUCAUAGGUCAAGCUCUUAAUGUUUUGGUUUUAAAAGCUCUUUUGUAUUAUGAAAGACAACGAAGAACCGCCUCUGAUACCAAACUUCAUAAAAUAACACAGCUAGUUGAGUCAAUAAGGCACUUGCGUUGGUAUGGAUGGCAAGAUAUUUGGCUAGGCCGCAUUAUGGAAGCAAGACAAGACGAACUAUGGUUACGUGUCAUAACAAGGGCUUGGGGUAUUCUCUUGUCAUUUGUUUACAUGUUUUCAAGUGGGAUGUUUCCUGUAGUGGCUUUCUGGGCCUAUUGCGUGUGGGCAGGUCAGCCAUUACGUGUUGAUGUAGCCUUCCCUGCUCUCCAACUUUUUCAAAUGCUUCAAAUGGGAUUGCAGACUGUUCCAGAUCUUGUAACCACUCUGCUCAACGCUCGAAUUGCAAUGGGACGUAUCGAAGACUUCAUGAAAGAACCCGAUAAGCCAGAGGUAGAGGCAAAUCAACAGACAAACAGCCGACUUGAAAUGAAUGAUGCCUCAUUCGCUUGGCCUGGAGCUACGGCCCCUGUAUUAAGGAACAUGACUCUUUCAUUCCCAGGUGGGUUAUCGCUUAUAUAUGGGGAAGUGGCUUCCGGAAAGACGGCUUUAUUACAGGCUCUGCUUGGUGAGCUUGAUCAUCUUAGUGGUGUAUACAGCCCUGUCAAUGAGGUGGUAGGUUAUUGUGCACAAACACCAUGGCUACAGAGCAUGAGUAUAAGAGAUAAUAUUUUGUUCUCUGCUCCAUAUCAAGAAGUCCGAUACAAACAAGUAUUAGAUGCUUGCGCUUUGGUGCCAGAUAUGGUCAAUUUUAAGAAUGGAGAUUUGUCCUUGAUUGGUGAAAACGGAAUUGGACUGUCUGGAGGACAAAGGGCUCGUGUCGCAUUGGCACGAGCAGUCUAUUCCAACGCAAAAAUCUUGUUUCUUGACGAUCCUCUUUCUUCACUUGACCACCAUACAGCGGAGUCAGUCGUAAAGAAAUGUCUGACAGGUUCGUUGGCAGAGGGAAGAACUAUUAUACUGGUGACUCAUCGCACGGAGUUAUGUCAGGGAAUAGCACAACAGAUUAUUAGAAUGACAGAUGGGACAGCAGAGGUGUUUGAUCCCGACUCCAUACCGUCUGAAUUACUACAUACAGAAAAUUCGUCAAAUUCUGUAGUGGAAGAGCAAAAGGAAGAUGAAGAUCAAAUAGAUUCAGCAAUACCCGACAAAUUCAUGGAAGACGAACAUCGAGAGCAUGGCGGUAUCAGAGCUUCGGUCUAUUGGGAAUACAUUAAAGCAGGAAAGCUUAGGUAUUGGGCUCUAAUCCUAGUGGUAAUGACUGCUUUUCGUCUAAUUGAUAUCGCCGAAACAUGGUUUCUCAAAUCUUGGGGAGAAGCAUACGAAGGACCACGAAAACCAUCCAGAGAUCCCUUAAGUCGACUUCCUUCUCCAGAAACCAACAUUCAGCCAUGGUUACUUGGAUUCUUUCUUCUUGCUUUGGCUCAGUCUGUUACUUGGGUAUUUUUUCAGGCGUCUGCACAACUGAUGGUUUAUACAGCUGGUAAAAGCAUUUUCGAAAGAGUCAUGACUAGAGUAGUCCAUGCGACAUUCCGUUUCUACGAUGUGACACCAGUAGGGCGUUUGAUGAAUCGUAUGACAUCAGAUAUCAGUGUCAUUGAUGGAAAUUUAAGUUCUCACUUUACAUCAUUUGCAUUCUUGAUGAUUAUGUGGUUUACAUCUAUUCUGGUUAUUGGAUCUCUUACGCCAACCUUCUUAGCAUUUGCAAUAAUACUCGUCAUCACGAUUGUGUUGAUAUACACGCGAUUUUUGCCUACAUCUCAAAGCUUGCGCCGUCUGGAAAUGGUCUCUCUGACUCCAUUAAUAUCAAACUUCGGUCUCCUCACUGAGGGGCUCGGUACUAUACGUGCAUUUUGCGCAGAACGUCGUUUCCAGGAUCGGGUUAUUGAAGUGACAGAUAUUUUCCAAAAGAUGGAUCACUUCUAUUGGUCAUUACAAGCAUGGCUCGCGUUCCGAUUCAAUAUACUUUCUGCUGUAUCAACAUUUCUUAUGACAGUCAUAGCCGUAUACCAAGAUUUAUCACCCGGUCUUACAGCCUUCGUUCUUUCAGCCGCAGGUCGAUUCGUAUCAUCAACGAGAGGAUUAUGUCAAUCUUACGGCCAACUACAAAUGGAGUUCGUUUCAGUUGAACGUGUUGUAGAACUUCUACAUCUCGAUCAAGAAUCUCCUGGUGAUAUAGAUCCACCAGCCUACUGGCCCCGUCUAGGUGGCGACAUAAUUUUUGAAGAUGUCAGCAUCAAAUACGCCCCUCAUCUCGAACCAUCACUAAAGAACAUCUCCUUAACCAUCAAAGGCGGCUCAACUACUGCGCUGAUCGGUCGCACUGGCAGCGGGAAAUCAACACUAGCUCUCUCUCUCCUCGCAACAACAUUACCAAAUACAGGUCGCAUUCUCAUCGACGGUAUCGACAUUUCUCAAGUAAAAACUCAAGCUUUACGUAAGCGCAUCACCUUUCUCGCUCAAGAACCUGUUUUAUUUCCAGGCACUAUGCGUACGAAUCUUGAUCCAAUGGAUGAAUUCACCGAUUUUGAAUGUUCGUCCGUUCUUUCCAAAAUCGCCGUACGACAUAAUUGGACACUCGAUACAAAUAUUGAUUCCAAAGGGAAAAAUUUAAGUCAGGGUCAAAGACAAUUGGUAGGGCUUGCGAGGGCGUUGUUGAGGAGAAGUUCUAUUAUUAUAAUGGAUGAGGCGACAGCUAGUAUUGACAAGGAAACGGCUGGCAAGAUUCAGGAGCUUAUUAGAGAAGAGUUGAAACAAAGUACGGUGAUUACUAUUGCGCAUCGGGUUGAAGCGGUUAGGGGAGUGGAUUGGUGUGUGGUGCUUGAGAAGGGUGGAGUGAAAGAAUUUGGUGAGGCCGGUAAAGUUGGUAAGAUGAAUGAGGAGCAGAUUGAUACUCCUCCUGGGGAUAGAAGUGGAGAAGAAUAG